GUCGUCGACGUUUCAGUCUACCAAAUUGAGUUUGCUGUAGAGCCGAUUUGUGACCAAAUUUUAAUUGUUAUCCAUUGGCAGAUAACUCUGUUCUUUUAAGGGUUUUCCUCCAUGGAGGGUUUCGAGUAUGUAGUCAAUCCGCCAGUUUGGCCGACGGUCGGUUUCCUUAGGAAAAUCCGCAGGGACUCGAGUGGCACAUUUUGUCGGGAUAGCUAUACCAAAAAACUUCCGCCGGUCGCUCCAAAUGCCUAUGACGUAGACAGACCAAUUGGAUUUAAGUACCCGUCAAAAGCUGGCUUUUCAGCCUUGGCCAACAAGAUGCCACGCCUACCGCCCUAUCGAGAGCUCGGGUAUCCACCUAUUGGAUCCUACGCCACCGACUUUCCAGGAACUCAGUACUAUUUCACUUUUAACAAGCAGAUUGUGCGCGAACAGAAAUGGGUAACACCAGGGCCCUCAACCUACACGCACCACCUGAAAUACCCGGAAUAUGAUGUGGAGACAGCGUUCGGAUGCAGGCGCAUCAUCUGGCCAGCGGUGGCGGUAUUCUGCAGUCCCCAAAACAACGCCAAGUGCUCGGUGUGCGGCGAGAAGCCGGUGGGUGACUACUUCCACAACUUUGGCAGCGAUGCGGACAUGUGUCGAAAUUGCAUGCACGUCGAGGUGACAGCGAUCAAGAAGUGCAACCUGCAGGUGACCGAGAGGUACAGCCGGCAGCAGAAGAUCAAGCAGUUCGUGCCCGCCCGCUACUGCGGAUUUUUCCACAACCACGAUGGCACCACGGCCACCAUUGAGCGGGAACCGCGAAAGGUGUUACGCCAAAAGAUUCGCGUGGAAAAUUACCUGUAUCGUCUCCAUGCGAAGAAAGAGUAGGAUUUUCAAUAAAAUGUAUUCUAUCCGAAACUCUUCAUAAUAGAAA
Messenger RNA from Drosophila subpulchrella, 919 nucleotides. RefSeq lists its product as uncharacterized. The record is from RefSeq and is a predicted model, not a curated record. Lineage: Eukaryota; Metazoa; Arthropoda; Insecta; Diptera; Drosophilidae. The transcript has 4 exons. The coding region runs from base 112 to 873 and encodes 253 amino acids.